CACAUUUGAAUUUUUGUUGAUGGACCGUGCUCUGUCAGAUUUAAGAGAUUCGCUCGCUAAUGAUGACUUGGAUACUCAACACAAUCUAAUAGUUAAAAUCGAAAAUUGGAGUCGUGUUCGCAUUGAUGCCGAAAAUGCCCAGACAAUUAACGAUUGCCUUUACAACGUGCUGCCCAUUUGUUAUUCACAUUCCUUCCAUGAGUGUUCUGUAAGACUUUCAAUGAGUAUUUAUUAUUAAUCCCAGUUAUGUAAUUCCGAUAACUACAUGACCUGGACUUCCCUUUUAGCUUCAUUUCUUGACUCUAAAGUGUUGCUUCAGAAACAUAACUCGCACAACAAUUAUGACUUGUUCAACUCAAAAGAUCUUUGUAUGGUGGAAUACACACUUUCAGGUGAAACUAUUUAUCUUGUUGACGUACUUCUGCAAAUGAACACCACUGCUCUUGUCCCCGAGUUUGGAGAGUUUGUAGCAAAGUAAACUCACCUUUAUUUUAUGUCUGUAGGCGAAUAUUUUCUCUAGACAAGUCGACCUAUAAACGUCAUGAGAAUGCCAUCAGAAUUCUUAUGCUUCAUAAAUGGCUAGAUCUUAACUUUUCUCACGUCUUAAAGCCCACUUAUGAGGUAUGUACGAUGAAAAAAAUUAUAGUAACAAAGCAACUGGGUAGAUAUUUAGAUCCAAAUUCCGUUUUGGACUGGAUGGGUCUAAGAAUUCGGACUAAUAUAAAAAAAAAACACUGGAGAGGUUGCACAGUAGCAGACAAAAUACAGAUACUUUUAAAAUCUUUUGAUCUGUCUACAUUGGCAGCAUUGCUUGGUCAGUCUACAACUUCUGAUGGUGGAAAACAGGUUAAUGUAAGUGUUUUUCAUUUUUGUACUGAAUAUUAGUGUAAGAAACAAAACAUUUACCAUCACAGAGGAACUAAGGAGCAUAUUCAAGAAAAAAAGAUGGGGAAAAAACUCUAUUCAUCUGCUUUGCAAAUAGGAGGUGACGCUCACAUAGAUAUAGUUAAAGAGUUAAAUAAAGAGGGUAAUCAGUCCUUACUAUAUUCACUUGAAGAACCGAAAAACCCAAGCAGUCCAAAUCCACAGCAGGAUAGAGAUAUCACACCAGAAGCUAAGCCAAGAUUAGCGGAUAGAAAUGAUAGAAAGCGCAAAAUGUCUGAUCGUGAAGCAAACGUUCAGACUGACUAUGGGUUCAACACAUCACCGAAGAGAACGAAAUUAAACGGUGAAUGUAGUAACACUAACAAUACAAAUGUGUUGGAAGUAGCAAACGACAUUGACACUAAUCAGAAUAUACGAGAUGACGUUAGUGCAGACACUUCCUUGCAUGGGAAGCCAGUCAUAACAAUGGAAUGGAGUCAGGAUGUAGGUUCACCUAGCAAACGGAAAACACCAAAGAAGGACAGAACCUCGACGGUUAGUGUCAAGAAUGUUAUUGUGAGCCCCACAGCCUCAACUGAGAAGAGGAGGGUAAGUUACAGCGAUACGAAUACCAGAAGUGAGACAGACGUGUUGGAAGUAGCAAACGACAUUGACACUAAUCAGAAUAUACAAGAUGACGUUAGUGCAGACACUUCCUUGCAUGGAAGGCCAGUCAUAACAAUGGAAUGGAGUCAGGACGUAGGUUCACUUAGCAAACGGAAUACACCAAAGAAGGACAGAACCUCGACGAUUCCUGAUGAACUUUCAGCAGACAAAAGUGCAACUGUGAAUAAUGUGGCCACUUUACUGAAUACUUCGGCGUCAUUAUCUAGCGUGGAAUUGAGAAACAAUAUAUGUACUUCAAGCAAACUGAAUAUAAAUAGUGGCUUGAAUAAACCAGUUACCAGGAAGUCAAAAACCACCGAUGCUGCUGGUUGUAAGUCAGAUACUGUGCGAAGUAGAUACUCAUUGCGUACCAGAAAUUCUUUGCGAUAGUUUUGACUUCAGGUUCUUAUCCUUUUAGAGCGCUGAUGUACUGUUCUUAUUAAUAAACACGUUGAAAAAGAUAGAUCAACCUUACGUUUAUUUUUAUUAUGAAGAAUAAGCCUUUCGCGGCUCACGAAAAUAAAUACAUAUCACUUUCAU
Messenger RNA from Schistosoma rodhaini, 2070 nucleotides. Lineage: Eukaryota; Metazoa; Platyhelminthes; Trematoda; Strigeidida; Schistosomatidae. The record is from the annotation of a GenBank genome assembly.